CCCAUCCCGCCGCAGCGGCCCCGGGGCCGAGCAGGGGCGAGGCGCGAAGGGAGCGGCGCCGAGAGGGACCGGGAGCGCGGCCAGAAUGGUGCUAGAAGGAAACCCUGAAGUGGGGUCUCCCCGAACCUCAGAUCUCCGGCAUCCAGGGAGCCAGGGCUCUUGUGUCCUCUCUUCUGGUGAAGAUGCACAGCCAGGCGAGGAGCCCAUCAAGUAUGGCGAACUCAUAGUCCUGGGAUGCUGUGAGGAAGGAGGUGAGGAAACCGAGGCUCAGAGAGGGGAAGUGACUGGUCCAAGGGCACACAGCUGCUACAAUGGGUGUCUGGCAAGUGGGGACAAGGGUCGCCGGAGAAGCCGCCUGGCGCUGAGCCGCCGGCCCCAUGCCAACGGCGUGAAGCCCGACGUCAUGCACCACAUCUCCACACCGCUCGUAUCCAAGGCACUGAGUAACCGCGGCCAGCACAGCAUCUCGUACACGCUGUCCCGGAGCCACUCGGUCAUCGUCGAGUACACACAUGACAGCGACACGGACAUGUUCCAGAUCGGCCGCUCCACGGAGAACAUGAUUGACUUUGUGGUAACAGACACAUCCCCCGGAGGAGGGGCUGCCGAGGGCCCCUCAGCCCAGAGCACCAUCUCCCGCUAUGCCUGCCGCAUCCUCUGUGACCGCCGGCCACCCUAUACUGCCCGCAUCUACGCCGCUGGUUUCGAUGCCUCCAGCAACAUCUUCCUUGGAGAGCGGGCGGCCAAGUGGCGGACCCCUGACGGCCUGAUGGAUGGCUUAACCACCAAUGGUGUCCUGGUGAUGCACCCAGCGGGCGGCUUCUCUGAGGACUCGGCCCCGGGUGUCUGGAGGGAGAUAUCGGUCUGUGGGAACGUGUACUCUCUGAGGGACAGCCGCUCUGCACAGCAGCGAGGGAAGCUGGUGGAAAACGAGUCCAAUGUGCUGCAGGACGGCUCCCUCAUUGACCUGUGUGGGGCCACUCUGCUGUGGCGCACACCAGCGGGGCUGCUGAGGGCACCCACACUGAAGCAGCUGGAGGCCCAGCGGCAGGAGGCGAAUGCGGCCCGGCCCCAGUGCCCUGUGGGCCUCAGCACCCUGGCCUUCCCCAGUCCGGCCCGGGGCCGCACGGCACCCGACAAGCAGCAACCCUGGGUCUAUGUCCGGUGUGGCCACGUCCACGGCUACCACGGCUGGGGCUGCAGGAGAGAGCGGGGCCCCCAGGAGCGAGAGUGUCCUCUCUGUCGCCUCGUGGGGCCCUAUGUCCCCCUGUGGCUUGGCCAGGAGGCUGGCCUCUGUCUGGACCCUGGGCCACCCAGCCAUGCCUUUGCACCCUGCGGCCACGUCUGUUCCGAGAAGACUGCCCGCUACUGGGCCCAGACACCACUGCCCCAUGGCACCCACGCUUUCCACGCUGCCUGCCCCUUUUGUGGCGCCUGGCUCACCGGCGAGCAUGGCUGCGUCCGCCUCAUUUUCCAGGGACCGCUGGACUAGGCUCCCCCAGGCCCCGGCUGCCAUGCCCACCUGCCCACCUAGGUCCCCCACCUCCUGCAGCCCAGAGGGAGCUCUGCAUGUGGGACUCUACCCGCUGGUGCAUAGCCACACCAGAUGGACGUGUUGGAUGGGCUGUGCUCCUCCCCUCUUAACUCUGGUCCCUGAAACCCCUACCCCAGUCAGAAUGACGGGGCCCUCAGCACCAGCUCUGUCCUGGGCUGAUGGAGGGAAGCCCACCCCUAUGCCCUGGCCCUUCCUGGGGUGUCCCACAUCAUGCCGCCUACACUGUGUCCCUGGGGGAGUGAAGGGGCCAUGGGUCCCUGACCCCCAGCUUAGGCUGGCUGUGCCCUAAGCCUGCCGACCCAGCUCCAGAUAUUCACCCUGCUGCUGCCCUGGGUUCCUCUAUAAACCUUGCUGCUCAGCUGCCCUCACAAA
This is a messenger RNA of Neomonachus schauinslandi (Hawaiian monk seal), 1927 nucleotides long. RefSeq names its product pellino E3 ubiquitin protein ligase family member 3 (gene PELI3). Gene Ontology annotation, molecular function: ubiquitin protein ligase activity; protein binding. The transcript has 8 exons. Bases 86 to 1492 code for a protein of 468 amino acids. The record is from RefSeq and is a predicted model, not a curated record. Gene Ontology annotation, biological process: protein K63-linked ubiquitination; regulation of Toll signaling pathway. Lineage: Eukaryota; Metazoa; Chordata; Mammalia; Carnivora; Phocidae.